This is a messenger RNA of Euleptes europaea (tarantolino), 1604 nucleotides long. It is a transcript of the gene REELD1, whose product is annotated as reeler domain containing 1. The coding region runs from base 4 to 1602 and encodes 532 amino acids. Gene Ontology annotation, molecular function: oxidoreductase activity, acting on metal ions. The transcript is spliced from 6 exons. NCBI's taxonomy places the organism in Eukaryota, Metazoa, Chordata, Lepidosauria, Squamata, Sphaerodactylidae. The record is from RefSeq and is a predicted model, not a curated record.
GAGAUGAAAGCCCAGGCUCUUUUUGUUGUAUGGGCAUUUACAGUCCUGUGCUUGGUUUCAUACUCUGCUGCAUUCUCCCACGGCGCCAGUCUUUCAGCCUGUACUGACAUGAGACCCAAACACAUCAGAGCUCACCUUCAGAAUCCACACAAUAACUAUAUUACCCUCCACACCAAUAUGUCUCUCUUCUCUCCAGGUGACAAAGUACCAGUCACAGUGAGAAGCACACGUGAUUUCAUGGGCUUUAUGCUGCAAGCUCGCAGGGUAUCGAAUGAUCAAAUUGCCGGCACUUUCGUUUACAUUUCUCCUGGCUCCAAACUCCUGGCUUGUUUUGAAGAUGGUGAUACUGUUACCCACUCAGAUAAGUCACUGAAGCGAAACCUCUCCUUUGUGUGGAAGGCACCAGAUCAGCCCAUUGGAGACAUCCGAUUCUUUUUAUCAGUAGUCCAGUCCUACUUUGUUUACUGGGCAAGGAUUGAAUCUUCCACAGUGUAUCAUCAAACUCAAAACAGAACCACUGCUGACCAUAGCGUGGCCUUCAAUGCUAUAAAGCCAACACUUUUUCAACAGCCUACUGAUCUAGAAGGAGGGUCUACAACAGGUUCUUCUCCCUAUACCGUCUUAACUCAGUUUGCAAACGUUUCAUCUAACAGCCUGGCUCAAAUUGCAGCAACACUGAUUCUGGAACCAGUUUAUAGCAGACAGCAAAUGCCUGAGCUCCCUGGCAAUGAAAAUCUUCUCUCUGAAUCCCUAGCAGACUCUGUCACUUCACGUGCCGUCAGUCAAAAUGGAGAAAGGCAUCCCAAUGGAAGUGGCGUAGAUGGUGAUCUAACACUGGAGUCCUCCCUUCGGUUUCAGGACCUUGGCUUCAUGGCACGAGAUUAUUCCUCCAUUCACAGCAUAUACAACGGGACUGAAAAUGCCUCUAGUAUUCCCAAGCCAUCACUGUGUGCGACAUGUACAGGAGGCAUAGAGGUGGUUUCUAGAUCUUCUAACCAGGGCAUAUGGAAUUCUGCACUUCCCAUUACAGCUUCACCUUUGAUCCACCUUUGGGACCCUCCGUUGCUUUCAGGAGUAGGUACAACAUCAGAACAUUUAGGUAGGGGAAAAGACUCUGAUGCCUCCCAAAGUUUAUCAGCAGCCUCGCGGCAAAUGGUGAAAGAAAACCCAGCAACACAGAAAGGCCCAGCAAACUUCCUGCCCCAGGCAGAACUUACUGCUCACAGCCAGGAGAAAGAAGACAAAGAGGGGAACACCCUCCUGAAGGUAACUAGAGCAAUAACUAAGGCCGGUGCUCCCAGAGAUGGAGGGGCAAAGCCAGGCCGACGGCCACAGCUGGUAGCUGCUCAGCUUGGCGUCCUCCUUGGAUGUUCUGUUGUCCUUGGCAUGGUACUGGCUAUCGGUCUGCGCUGCAUCCACUCCCAGUAUUGUCACAAGCGAACAGAGGUGUCCUUUAGUGAGCCAGAGAACAACGUGAUCGCCCUGAGAGAGAGCGGAGAGAUGAUGCAUUUCAGAAAGAUACGGGAAAACAGCUUUGUCCUGGUCCAGGCGGAGUACAACUGGAUCAAUCCAUCCGGCAGUGGUAAAAAAGCUGCCAUCUAGGG